Messenger RNA from Emiliania huxleyi CCMP1516, 480 nucleotides. RefSeq lists its product as hypothetical. Lineage: Eukaryota; Haptophyta; Isochrysidales; Noelaerhabdaceae. Gene Ontology annotation, cellular component: mismatch repair complex. Gene Ontology annotation, molecular function: ATP-dependent DNA damage sensor activity; ATP hydrolysis activity. The transcript is spliced from 4 exons. The coding region runs from base 1 to 480 and encodes 159 amino acids. The record is from RefSeq and is a predicted model, not a curated record. Gene Ontology annotation, biological process: mismatch repair.
AUGCAGGCGACGCAGACGGCGCUGCAGCGCACGGCCGAAGCGGGCGUCCAGCACCGCCCGGUGCUCGCGAACCAGGACGAGCGCGUGCAGCUCGAGCUGCUGCAGGCGAGGACGAUCUCGCCGCAAGGCGGCCCUCUGCCUGGCGCCGUGGCGCGGCGCCGGCUGCACCCGCCCCGCGCCGUGGCGCUGCCCUCGCACGAGGGCGCGGCCCUCAGUCAGGCGGCGCCGUCCGCCCGCGCUUGGGGCUGGGAGCUCGAGGGCGUCGGCGUGCACCGAAUCCUCGCCUCCAAGGCGUGCCGCAGGGCAAUCAUGUUUGGGGACAUGCUCGACGCUACGCAGUGCCAGGCGCCAUACCUCCCGUCAUCCCCGACGCCGGUCGUUUUCUCGUGCGGCCACGGAAGGCCCUCCAUCGCGCCCAUGCUCCAGCUGCCCACCGCCGACAGCCCGCCGCGGAUGCUGGUGCGCGACAGGAAUGAUUAG